Messenger RNA from Camellia sinensis, 2465 nucleotides. Its product is annotated as serine/threonine-protein kinase PBL34. The record is from RefSeq and is a predicted model, not a curated record. Gene Ontology annotation, biological process: protein phosphorylation. Gene Ontology annotation, molecular function: protein kinase activity; ATP binding. Lineage: Eukaryota; Viridiplantae; Streptophyta; Magnoliopsida; Ericales; Theaceae.
CACUCUAUUCUAUCUCUCACAUUCACUCACUCACUCACUCUCUCUCUAGAACCACUGUUUUUCUUCGCUUGUCCUCGAAAGCAACCUGUGUCGUCGUCUUUUUCUUCGAAAACCCUUUUCUUUAGGGAUUAUAUUCGAACCUCGAUAGGUUUAUUUAUUUCUAGUGUCUCUCUUUGUGUUCUGUGUAGAGUAUAUACAUAUACGUCUAUACGUUUAUACAUGUAAGACUGAUAAUUCGGACUCCAUUUUCGACCAUGAACCCUUCUUCAGCUUCUCUAGAUCAAUGUCUAGGGUUUUCAUGGCUCGGAAUUUCACAUUUGACACCAAUGUUGCUUUCAUAAUCACUACCCUAUGUGGGUUUUGUGUUGCAUGUGGUUUUUGUGAUCUGGGUCCUUCCCAUUUCUUCGAUUCACAGCCUCGUCAUUCUGGGUUUGACUGAUUUUGUGGUUUUCGAUUCGGGUCUGUGUAGAAUUUAAACCCUUUACUCAUGUUUUAGCAUUGAGAGCUCUCUUGGGUGGUUCUUUGAUUUUGCCCUUUUGAGUGGGUUUUGAUGUUCAGAAUCUUAGGAUUAGGGUAAAUUCUGUACAAGGGAGAGACAUUUGAUGGAUUGAAGUUUUUAUGUGGUACAUGGGUAUUUUAAUUUAGGGUUUGGUUUGGUUUGGAGGAAAAUGGGGUUAGGUCUUGAUGCUGAUGCUGUUAAGGUGGGGACUUGGGAUGUGGAGAAAUCAAAGGAGAGGAAGAAGAAAGAUGAUGAUGCGGAGGGGCCUGGGUGUUGGUUUAAAUUCAGGUUAUUUGGGAGGUGUAUGACCUCAAGGUCCCAAAUUGAUAGCUCUAUAAGUGGCUCUAGUGUGGGGAGUAAAUCUACAAAUGAUACAAACAGAGACCAGCCAGUUGCUCCAAUUAUAUCAUCUUCAACCACAAGCAACGCAGGAAGUACUCCUUCCACUCCCAACAUAGCCGAGGAACUGAAAAUUUCUUCUCAGCUUCGGAAGUUUGCUUUCAGUGAGCUUAAGUCAGCAACAAGGAAUUUUAGACCCGAGAGUCUUCUUGGGGAGGGAGGAUUUGGUUGUGUUUUUAAAGGUUGGAUCAAUGAGAGCGGAACUACGCCAGUGAGAGCUGGUACAGGGCUUACAGUUGCAGUAAAAACCCUCAAUCAUGAUGGACUUCAGGGUCACAAGGAGUGGCUUGCUGAAGUGAAUUUCCUUGGUGACCUCCUACAUCCUAAUUUGGUUAAAUUAAUUGGGUAUUGCAUUGAGGAUGAUCAACGUAUGCUUGUGUAUGAGUUCAUGCCUCGUGGAAGCUUGGAAAACCACCUGUUCAGAAGGUCUCUGCCUCUUCCUUGGUCCAUCAGAAUGAAAAUUGCACUUGGUGCUGCAAAGGGUCUUGCCUUUCUUCAUGAGGAAGCUGAAAGGCCAGUCAUAUAUCGAGAUUUUAAAACCUCUAACAUCCUUUUGGACGCGGACUACAAUGCGAAGCUUUCUGAUUUUGGACUUGCCAAAGAUGGUCCAGAAGGAGAUAAGACACAUGUAUCUACUAGAGUAAUGGGAACGUAUGGCUAUGCAGCUCCAGAGUAUGUGAUGACAGGACACCUGACAUCAAAGAGUGACGUGUAUAGCUUUGGAGUUGUUUUACUUGAAAUGUUGACUGGCCGAAGAUCCAUGGACAAAACUCGACCAAAUGGGGAGCAUAACUUGGUAGAGUGGGCACGACCAUGUCUCGGAGAGAGGAAAAAGUUCUAUCGAAUAAUAGAUCCCCGCCUUGAAGGUCGCUUCUCAAUCAGAGGUUCUCAAAAAGCUGCUCAGUUGGCUGCUCGGUGCCUUACCCGUGACCCAAAGGCAAGACCUCUGAUGAGCGAAGUUGUUGAAGCCCUAAAGCCUUUACCCAACCUCAUCGACAUGGCCUGUUCUUCAUCGUACUUCCAGGCUAUGCAGGCUGAACGGACUGGGAUCAACCCAAACACUAGAAAUGGCGUUAAAAUGCAGACAGGAGUGGUAUGGAAGAAUGGGCAACCAAAUCAGAGUCCCUCCAUGCCAAAUGGCCCACAUGCCUCUCCUUAUAACUAUAAUUAUCCUCACCGAUCACCAAAACCUAUGAUCAAACAACCAGAACGUUGAGUUCAAUAGCAAAUCCAUUUUUUGGCCCCAUUUCCCUUCAUUUUCAUAUGUUCUCUGUCAAAGGAAUGGAAUUGUUUUGGAAAGCUGAGAAAUGCCAGAUCGGGUCAAAGUUAAUACUUGUUUGUAUUUCUAGAGAGGUGAGAGAGGUUGGCGGAAUUUUGCUCCAUUUUGGUGUAGGGGGUGAUCAGUGGGGUUGAAGUUGAGAGAAUCAUAAAGUCACUAUUUUGUGGCCUUCUGUUUGUUUAGAAAUUGGAGACUCAAAAACUUCAGAUGUUCCUGAAUUCUGUCUUUGAUAAAAUUUUCUUUUCUUUUUUUAAAUUUUUUUUUUAUAGAAGAUAAUUCCUUGAAGCA